This is a messenger RNA of Corvus hawaiiensis (hawaiian crow), 5784 nucleotides long. It is a transcript of the gene DKK2, whose product is annotated as dickkopf WNT signaling pathway inhibitor 2. Gene Ontology annotation, cellular component: extracellular region. The transcript has 4 exons. Gene Ontology annotation, molecular function: co-receptor binding; receptor antagonist activity. Lineage: Eukaryota; Metazoa; Chordata; Aves; Passeriformes; Corvidae. The record is from RefSeq and is a predicted model, not a curated record. Gene Ontology annotation, biological process: negative regulation of canonical Wnt signaling pathway; multicellular organism development. The coding region runs from base 620 to 1429 and encodes 269 amino acids.
GAGGAGGAAGAGUAGGAGGAGACGGGGCGCUUUCACUCCUGCUGACUGCAGAGGCUGAGGCAAGAGACAGAAAAAGGAGGAGGGGAAUAAAAAGUAAAGAGGGGGGAGAGAGAGUGAAAGAAAACUAAGCCCAGCUUUUGCCGGUGCUGCUUGGAUUGGAUCUGGUUUGAGUUUCCUCUCUGCUGGCUUGAGGAGCAAGAGAAGGAGGAGUGGGGGGAAGUAACUCGCUCACUCUUCCUCUGAAGCUUUAGCAAACGUGCUGGUGCCUGCGCUGGCGGGGAGCUGCCCGGGUGCAGUUUCCUCGCAGCUUAUUGCUCUCAGUUUCUAAAGAACUGCCUGGACUUCUCGAGGACCUGGAGGAAAAAGACAUCACAGACCUGACUGUUGCUCAGUGCCUAUAGACUUGACACUUUUUUUUUUUCUUUUCCUAGGGGAUUCUUUUUUAAAAUUAUUUUUCUCCCGUGUCUCUCAAAACAGCAGUUCCUUGAGUGGCUUUGAAAUCCGUUGCUUCCGUAACAACUUCAGGAGAUAUUUUUAAAAACUUUCCCCCCACUCCUGUUUUCAUUGCCAAAAAAAAAAAAAAAGGAGAAAAAAAAAUAAUCCUUUUGGGGGAGGGGAGAUGAUCGUGCUGAUGUGGAAUAAGUGCUCCUGCUGUCUCCUCUUACUAGCCGCGGUCCUGAUUGUGGAGAGCUCCCAGCUAGACAGCUCCAGCUCCAAGGUGAACUCCAUCAAGUCCACCCUGAUGGGGGAGGCUCCAACUCAGGCAACCAACAGAUCUACAGGCAUCCACCAGGGACUGAUGCUUGCUAGCAGUAAGAAGGGCAAAAUGCUAGAGCAGAUGGGAAAACCUCCCAAGCACUAUCACCGGCAAGGAGAGGCCUAUCCUUGUACUAACGACAAGGAAUGCGAGGUUGGGCGGUACUGCCACAGCCCUCACCAAGCCACGUCUGCAUGCAUGAUGUGCCGGAGAAAGAAGAAGCGCUGCCACCGGGAUGGGAUGUGCUGUCCCGGGAACCGCUGCAACAACGGUAUUUGCAUUCCAGUAACUGAAAGCAUCCUUACUCCUCACAUCCCUGCUCUAGAAGGGCCACGCAACAAGAAGAAUGGUCAUUAUGCAAGCAAGGAUUUGGGAUGGCACAACCUGGGGAGGCCCCGAUCCAAGCUGUCACACAUAAAAGGACAUGAAGGAGAUCCCUGCCUACGGUCAUCAGACUGUAUUGAGGGACACUGCUGUGCUCGCCAUUUCUGGACCAAAAUUUGCAAGCCUGUGUUGCAUCAGGGGGAGGUGUGCACCAAACAGCGCAAGAAAGGGUCCCAUGGACUGGAGAUUUUCCAACGAUGUGACUGUGCCAAGGGUUUGUCUUGCAAAGUAUGGAAAGAUGCAACCUCCUCUUCUAAAUCAAGACUUCAUGUGUGCCAGAAAAUCUGAACAAGGAUUGGGAAAUAGUAAAAGUGACUGUGGCUUUAUGUGUUUGAUGCAUUAUGGCAUGGUGGAAAAAGGGGACUGCAAAUGAAAGUGGAAUGGCUAAAGUAACAGUUAGAGUAGGAGUAGAAGUCAUGCCAAAUGCAUUUCUUUUUGAGCUGGUGGUAAACACAAGUGUAGCUGGGGUUCACCUACCGCCCAGUUCUCCUGUAAAUAAUUCUACAGUUUGUGGGAAAUGCUAGUAUGCAAGCAAGUAGAGUGGAAAUGAAUGUCACCUUACCUUGCUGUGUUGUCCCAUGAUGUUUCAGGGGUUCAGUGUUAGGGCUACAGUGGGUCUCCAGCGUGGUAAGGAUUUGCCACAGAAAUUGUAUACAUUGUACUCCUAUAGGAAGCAGUACAUGCCAGGAAGACUCAUCUGUCAACACAUUAUUGGCCACAUUGCAGGUGUAAGAAAUGAAAUAAAGUUACUGUGAAUGUCCACACGCCCUUGUUAUUCAGGGCUGACACUUCAGCAAAGAAAGCACUCCUGCAGGACAAGAGUGCUAUGUUUUGCAGGCCCUUAUGAAGAAGGUGAAAACUGGCUAUCUCAAAAUUUCAAAAUAGCAGCAGUUUAUCUAAGAGGAGGCAUUUAAAGAGGUUUUGUUUCCUAUACAUGGGUAAAUUGAAAUGCUUUAUGUAGUUCAAUGUCAUAGUAAGGCACUUAAUCACUUGUAUUUGCCUCGUUUACUGCUAAUAUACAUUGGGUAGAACAGAUGAAGCAAGUAUGUGUGCAUGCUGAAUCCAGAAUUAUAUACAGGCAGUUCCUCAUUAGUCCUAAAUAUACUCUCCUUGCCUAAGCGUUCUUGCAUUAUAGACAGUUCCAAAAGAAAUAGCAGAGUGUUGAAGUGCUUAAUAUGAAAAGCUUUGAAGUUGCUUCUCUGUUGCUGUAAUAAUAGAGGAUAUAGACAUUUGUUGAGGUGUUUCGAGCAAAAUGCUACAAGCUCAAAUUUUUACAUUUUAUGGGACUCUGCAGCAGUAUAAUGGAUUUGUUCUCAAGACAGCAAAGAAAAAGGAGUUGGAUCUUUUGAGCACCUCGUCUUCUGCAGAAGAGGAUGUAAGAAGAUGGUAUGAUCACAAAUGACUUGUUAAACAUCAUGUGAUGCCACAGCAUACCAGCCUUCAGCACAUAUUUGGCCUGAAAUUGAAGUCCUCUCACUCUGGAGUGUUCUGCCAGCAAUGAUGGAAAUACACAGACUGUGGAAACAGCUGCCAACCCUUCAUUGUUUGUGUCCUGGUUAAAAAAAGGACAACCUCUGUUCCCUGACUUGUCUCCUAGGUCUUUUCAAACCUUUAAAAUUUUACUUGUUUGCAAAUAUUCUUUUGUAUAAACUUUGGUAAAGAGACUGAUAUUACUUUAAAGAAGUCUGAUUCUAUAACUGACCUACUGCUAAGUUGUAAUUACCCAUUUAUAAUUACCCAUUUUCAUGUUCUGUAAUACAAGAGACUUUUCUGUUUAUUCAGUUCUGAACAACAUGGGCAGACCAGUAUGUAGUUUAACUCUGAAGACCAUGCCACCAUUACCUGACACCUUUUUCCACCAAUGGGAUGCUUUAAAGCUUUAGCUUAGCUACACCACUUGACUCAGCCUUCCUAAUUAGAGCACAGACCUCAGCUACAUUGCCCUUAUGUUUUGCAAAAGUCUGAAGAUAGAGUAUUUCACACACCUCUUUCCCUACUGGAGUUAGUUUUUAUUGACCUAGAGGGACUGCUCAGAGACAGGAGCUUCUGUUUUAUAAUAGUCUGAGUUCUAUCUUGGAGUCCUAUCAUCACAACUCUGCUUACUCCAGUGUUUUCCAAAGUCACUGGAACAGGAAUAAGGCUCAGAAAUUUCAAGAUACUAAAAAAGUCCAGGAACCAAUUUUGCAAGUUUUAUUUACACUGACACAGCACAUGCUCAGCAGAGGAACUCAAGUGGUCUCAUUGUCACUAUAUAAAAGAAAUUGAUACCCAGCAUGAGGAGGGUGGUUGCAGAAAUGGGGUCUCAGCAAUUUUUAGCUCUUCUUAUCAUUGGCCUACCCACCAUCUUGCUCUUGCAAAACACAGUUACUUGGGAUAAUUUAUUUACAGGAAAUGUUUAAUGAGAUGUAUUUUCUUAUAGAGAUAUUUCUUACACAAAGCUUUGUAGCAAAAUAUAUUUGCAGCCUGUUGACUUUAAUGUAGAAAAAUGUAUAAUAAGAUUAAAUAUAUUAAAUUUCCUUUCACAUUUCUCCCCAAAUAUUUUAUCCAUAUUCUUUUCCUUACCUGCUGCUUAAGAAGAAUAGUUUUUUUUUCAGAAAGCCAUGCAAAUCAAUUGAAAAAAAAUUGUGUAUCUUAGCUAUGCAAGUAAAUACAUCUGAUUCUACUUGUGUCUCUUUGUAGGUUGACUUUUGGUAAAAAACAUGAAGGUCAUCUUAAAAUCCCCAUACAUCAUUUCUAAAAGCUGCUUUAAUUGACAACUACCUGUAUGCUUCUCUUGGGUCAGUUUACACCUAAACACUCAAGAAUACAUUUUGAAAAUAAUGCACCUGAUUGUGUAAUGUAAGAUCAGCCAGGUUAAAUAGGAAAGGUGUCCAGACACAGUUCCUGGGCAGUGAUACAUACCAGAGGGACAUACCAGAUGGAUAAGGGUGGUAUUCAAAUUACAUAGCGUUUUGUGAGAGCCUACAGCAUGCAAAUACACUCCUGCAAAAUCUAUAACUAGCAAUUCUGAAAUGGCAAGUUACAGCAUUCAGCUCUAAUACCAUGAAAGAAUCCAUGUGACACAACUGAGAAUACUGUUAAUAAAACCAGCCAAGUUUUGAUCCCAGGAAAACUCCUGCAGAGCACAAUAAAUAUUGCAAAAUUAUGGCUGUGGUUAUUGAGCAAUGGUCUUGAUAUCCCUGUUACUUGUUUCUGGUAACCCUUUGCUCCAACAGAUGUCAUUUGGAGGACGGAAUGGUCUCCAAGUCACACGAGUGAUGGUAUAAAAUGAAAAGGUUUAGCUACUGUCAUUUGCAAUAUUUGGUUGGUGGGUCUUUGAAAAUUCCAACACUUUUAACAUCAACAUAAUAAAGUUGUGAGCAUUUUGAGAGCCCAAUGACUUCAACAGAGGCUGCCAAAGCCUUCAGAGAUUUAAUCUGGGAACAAAAACAAUAGGCACAGGCAGUUCCUUGCACACCACAAAUACUGAGCCACAUAGCUGAACCGAGUAUCAUGCAAGCAGUUUCGUAAGACUGAACUUUGGUUGUUUAGAAGCCAGUCAGUCAAUGUUUUGUGGAAAUAUACAUCAGUUUGAGAAUAAAAGAACAGCUAAAUCUGGGGAUAAUUGCUCUCACUCACUGUGUCACUCAUCACGGGAAUUAAGAAUGACUUUGGUUCAGUAACAUUUCAGAAAUCUGCUGUCAUGACACAAGUACACAAGAUGUUAUUGCUGAACAAUUCAAGUAAUUUUCCUAUUAGCCUAGAAUAGCCUCAGCAGUGCAACAGCUCUUUGGAAAUACUUAUUAACUUUCCUAAAACUAAUGGAUUUUUACUCUAUAACAACGUAUAUUUGAUUUACAGUAUAAAUGUGGGUGUAUAUCUAUUACUGUAUUAUUUGCUUAGUCUCAUGUUGUUUGCAACCUAUAGUAUUUAUGAUUUUAAACAUUUUUUAAUGAAAACAAUUAAAAUAGAUUUAUCUGCUUACUUCUAUAACACUUUCAGCAACAUACAUCCAGCACCUGACACCUAAGCCAAAAUUCACCAGAAUUUAAGCCAUCUUUUGCAUAUUCUGACUUUCCAGCUCAUUGUCUAAGCAACAGCAAAAAAGCCCUCACCAAACACCAUCUUAGGCAGAGGCUGAGAAGAGACAUUCCUAAACUAUUCCUUGUCACCAGCCUUCUCUGCUUUCACUUUAGAGCUCUGCAUCAUCACCCCCACUAGCAAAAGUAAGAGCUAUCAAAAUUUGUAUUUUUCACCCCUUCCAGUUUCCUUUCCUUCUAGGAAAGCCAUUUAAGAAAGAGAUCCUGAAGGCCAAAACCAGUGGAAACUCACAUAAAAGAGGCUCUAAGAUCAGGCUUUUAGGAGCUUUGAGAUCUAUCCUCUAAUUUUCAAAGACUUAAGAGAAUUAUGUAAUAUUGAGACCACAUUUGCAAAAAAUAAAGAAACCUUGUUCUUUGGAUUGUCAGUCAUGUGUUCUGAAAAUAGCUGCCCACAGUGGGGGAGAAAAACUCUUCCUCCUCAUCCAGGCAGCCUUACCUGUAGUGCCUGACAAAGGGAAAGCAGUUGUUUUGGAUUUCUUUUGCUCUGGGCACAGUGCACACAAAGGCAUCAUUAAUUUUGUUUUUAAAUCACAUUAGUAAUAAAGUUAUGGUUUCUUACCUUGA